AUGCCCGUGCUGGAAGCCCUGUUUCACGACGCGGCACAGCCGGUUCACCUUCGAGCCAACGCGCUCGAGACCCUCUCCUUCCUGGCCCCCGUGCACAUUUACCACCACCGUAAGAACCAGGACGGUGACGAUGAGGAAGAGAAGGGCGGCGAUGACGAGGUGGCGGCUGCGGCCAAGGAGGCCGUGCAACGGACUGUGGAUCUGUUGGUCUCUUUCUUGCCAUCUCCCUCCGGGUUGAGCGAAGCCACACUGUGUAACCGGAGGGCCAACCGAUGA
This is a messenger RNA of Acanthamoeba castellanii str. Neff, 276 nucleotides long. RefSeq lists its product as uncharacterized. The record is from RefSeq and is a predicted model, not a curated record. NCBI's taxonomy places the organism in Eukaryota, Discosea, Longamoebia, Acanthamoebidae. The transcript is spliced from 2 exons. Bases 1 to 276 code for a protein of 91 amino acids.